AUGGUUGCAGAUGCAGAAUCUGCUCCGGUGAUGGAUCUUCCUAGUCCUACAACGGGACUUAUGAAAAGCCCAGCCGCUGGUGCAAGUCUUCCGGAGUCUUCAGCUGUUCCGGGUGAUGAGGAGCGAGUUGACUAUGACGACUCCCCAGCUGGUGAUGCAGUUGACAGAGAUAGAGGUGAUGAGGACGCUGAUGUUGGCAACAUGUCAGGUGAAGGUUCACCUACUCCCGGGACUACUUCAGCUGCUCCUUUAGAGCAAGAACCUGCGCAAGUGUCGGCUCCUUUAGAAGAGCAACAUUUACCUGGUUCUCCUACGGCGACUGUUCCGCCUGUAGCGUUGCCUGAAACCACUGCCGCUACUCCUCCUCCGGAACAACAGCUCAUGCAGGUAUCAGCCCCUAUGCAAGAGCAACCCCUGCCUGACUCUUCUGUAGUAGCUGCUUCACCAAAAGCGGUGAUGAAGAUCUCACUCACCCCAACGGAGGCUGGGCCUAGCUCUUCUCAAGCGAAAGCAUUGAUGGCUUUGACCUCAAGCCCUUCGCAAUUGAACAUUUCAAUCGCCUCUGCAGCUUCAGCACCUGGAUCGCCUGCUAGUCAUCAUCUUAACGCCUCCAUCUCAGCUGCUGAAGGGGUAUCUUCAGGUGCAAUUGCUGAUGCUGGGCAGUAUCGGUAG
This is a messenger RNA of Asparagus officinalis (garden asparagus), 672 nucleotides long. RefSeq lists its product as uncharacterized. NCBI's taxonomy places the organism in Eukaryota, Viridiplantae, Streptophyta, Magnoliopsida, Asparagales, Asparagaceae. The record is from RefSeq and is a predicted model, not a curated record. The transcript has 4 exons. The coding region runs from base 1 to 672 and encodes 223 amino acids.